This is a messenger RNA of Helianthus annuus (common sunflower), 2145 nucleotides long. Its product is annotated as protein FAR1-RELATED SEQUENCE 5-like. NCBI's taxonomy places the organism in Eukaryota, Viridiplantae, Streptophyta, Magnoliopsida, Asterales, Asteraceae. The coding region runs from base 1 to 2145 and encodes 714 amino acids. Gene Ontology annotation, molecular function: zinc ion binding. Gene Ontology annotation, biological process: regulation of DNA-templated transcription. The transcript is spliced from 7 exons. The record is from RefSeq and is a predicted model, not a curated record.
AUGCAGCCAGAGGUAGAACUUCAACAGUCUCAGUUUCAGAUGUUUUCACCAAAUGAAGAAGAUAUGUGGAGUGAUGAGUAUGACGAGGAAUCACCGCUACGCGCACGACCUAACGACAGAGGGAAAUCCCCACUAACCGGAACUGAUGUUCAUGAAGAUGAACAAGGAACUCCACGCUACUUUGUAACUCAGACCCCACAAGGAACCAAAUAUUGGACUCCUAUUGUUGACAAGGAGUUCCAUCCCGUUCUUCGAAAGUCAUACGACACAUUUGAGGAGCUUAUUGCAAUGUAUAAGGCAUACGGAUACCAAGCUGGCUUCGAUGUAAAAAAGGCGCAAACAAAGGUUUGGAAUGGGUAUGCGACGCACAAAUACUUGAGGUGCUCGAAAGCUUCUAAACCGCAAAAGAAAAGGACGUUCGACACUCUCUGUGAGUCUUCGGUGAUGACCAACAGGAAAAGUACAUUCACACACACUGAUUGCAAGGCGCAGAUUCUUGUCCUCAUCAUGCAAAACCCUACUCGUUUUGUUGUACACAACUGGAUUGAUGUGCAUAAUCACCCCCUUAUUGACCCAUUCAACCGAGACCUUUCAAAAAUAUCAAGAAAACUCCCAUUUGCAACGCAACAAUUUAUUCACCGAAUGAGCCUCAAUCAUAUUGGUCCGGUCAAGUCCCACAGGUGCCUUGUAAGUAUUAAAGGUGGUCAUCACAACGUGCAUGGUACUCCCGAAGACUUUAAAAACUUUAGCCAGAAGUUGAGGAUUUUUAUAGGUAACCGAGAUGCUCAACUUUUUCUGGAUCGCCUUCGUGAUCGAAGGGAAAGUCUUCCAAACUUCUACUAUGACUUUGUUGUAUCUGAUGGGAAAUUGAAUGCUGUGUUUUGGGCUGAUGAGAUCUCCAAGCUAAACUACAAGGCUUUUGGGGAUGUGUUAGCAUUCGAUGCUACUUACCAGACAAACAAGUACAACAUGAUUUUUGUACCAUUCACUGGCGUAGACAACCACAUGCAUUGUGUGACCUUUGGUGCUGGGUUGCUUUUAAAUGAGACUGUUGAAUCUUAUAAAUGGGUACUCCAAGCAUUCCUGAAAGCACAUGGAACUGAACCCCGGUUGAUCUUAAGCGAUCAGGACCCGUCGAUGAAACAGGCUAUUCAACAAGUCUUUACUACAUCUCGUCACAGGCUUUGCAUGUGGCAUAUUAUGAAAAAGUUACCAACCAAGAUUGCGGGUGACCUGUUGCAAAACACUGAUGUGAGGGCUUGCAUUCAUCGACUGGUUUGGAAUGUUUACAUAAAGCCAUCUACCUUUGAAUCGCGAUGGGUAGCGUUGCUGGAAAAAUUUGGACUACAAGACCACCAAUGGCUCAAUGAGAUGUACGAAAUCAGUGAACGUUGGGAAAUCCUCAAGGGAAAGUUUUACUGCUACAUCUUAAACCAAGCGGCCAAAGACGGCACAAUGGUUUUUUCUGUCACACAUGAAGACAACGUUUUCACGGUCAAGUUUAAUAACGUUGAUAGGACAGCAGAUUGUUCAUGCCGUGGUUUCACUCGCAUGGGCUACCUAUGUCGCCACGUCUUUUGUGUGUAUCGCUUACAACAUGUUGAUACGAUCCCAGCCCAAUACAUAUCUGAUAGGUGGCGGCGUGAUAUAUUGCCAAAGAGAGUGUUUUCCGUCCAGAGUCGUUAUGGUGUAGACACGCAACCACAGGACGUUAUGCGAUCUGAGAUUAUUGACGUGGUCUCCGACUGUGUGGAUGUUGUUCGAAACGAUGUUGAUUCACUUUCAUCCUUGCUUGAACAGCUAAAACUCAUCAAAAUGAAUUUUUUAACAAAGGGAUCUAUCCAGAUGCCAGCCCAAGUGCCAAGUGAGGAUGUCUUAGAAGAACUGAUUGGGCAUCCAAGAGAGAACGAGGUUGUGGUGAAUAACCCUGAUGUGGCGCGUAAUAAAGGAUGUGGUAAACACCGUCGCAUUACUGGUAGCAGCAACCAGCCAGGUCCAAAACCCCCAAAGGCUGCUCGACUGUGCCGAACCUGCAUGAAGUACGUCACUUGCCAUGAUUCCCGUAAUUGCAAAAAAUUCACCGAUCCCGAUAGCAUCAAUCAGCCUCCCAACCCGAAUGACAUGGGGUCUUCAUCUGCCCUUUAG